UGCCGGUGAUCAUUCUGUCCCUAGCAACCAGUCUAGUAGCACGAGCUCGAGCCUGUGCAGAAGAAACCGUCCGCUUGCUUUGUUUGCUUCCGGUUUGUUGCAACAAGUUGCAUGUUAGGUGCAUCGAUUAGCAUCAGCUUACACUACUGAUCAGUUUACUUUGAUCGGAAAGUAAUACGAGACUUAAGUGACACCGUCAAAUUCAAAUCACAACAAACGGUACGACCCUAACUGUGCGUUUAGUGCCGUAAAGAAGCGUGCGAAAUCGUGUGCCAGUGCAGACUAAAGACCUCCAGCCGUGUGACAGACCGUGUGGUGUGAACUCUUCCAACCCGCUUAGAACGGAACAACCCAAACCGCCAACCAUGAACACCCGUCAGCUGUUCGCGAUAGGGCUGAUCGUCCUGCUGGCCGUCGCAAGCGUGUGCGAUGCGCGGCGCCGCUUCCCGAACCGGCGGCGAGGCCCGUCGCGCAAAACGCUCAAGCAGCUGUACUACGAGUCGCGGGAAACGAACACGCCCAACUUCGUCCGGCUGGUGCUGAUGCGGCUGAUCUACGGCAUCGCGACCCAGAUGGGCGUGGAGGAGCGGCUGGACAACGUGUUCGGCGGUGCGUUCGUGCCGCCGAACGCCGGCGACGACAGUUCCGACUUUUUCGACGUGCUGAGCGACGAAAGCGGCGAAGACUUUAGCUUCGGCCUGUGAGGUAAAGAACAUACGGCAAAAAAAAAAAACAAACAAAAACGCAACAGUCUAGUGAGCGGGCUACUGACCAUCUCACCAAAACGGAUGCCAGCCCAAAGAAAGUGGGGAAAAAAACCAACGGAACGAUCAAAACCGUACCCGUCAACCCGAUUGCUGAGCUCAAGGAUGGCAUCAACAGAAAAAAAAAACAGAGAGGAGAAAAAAAACUGCAACCCACAUCACAAACGGUAGCAGCACAAAACACACACGCGAGCUACAAUACAAUAAAUUCAAUUCCGUGUGUGCGGAAGUGCACUGCCUUUGCCGCGGGGGGUUUAGCACACACCCUCCCCCCCCCCCCCCCCUCUAAGCCACAUUCUAAAUCGCAAAACUCCCAACCGGGACAACGUUUCCGCGGGAUUGCCUGCGGACUGUUCCGUACCGUUUGU
Anopheles gambiae (African malaria mosquito) is the source of this 1132-nucleotide messenger RNA. RefSeq lists its product as uncharacterized. Lineage: Eukaryota; Metazoa; Arthropoda; Insecta; Diptera; Culicidae. Bases 366 to 704 code for a protein of 112 amino acids. The transcript has 2 exons. The record is from RefSeq and is a predicted model, not a curated record.